AUUCACUUGGCUGUUGCCUUUUUCAGCAUCUGGGCUUGAAAAUGUCAUAGUUCUCUUGCUUUUCUCUGCCAGUUGACAGCUAAGGGGGGUGGGGCUUUUGCAACUACUUGGCUGCAGAAGUUUCUCCCCACUUCCCCAGUUUGAGCUGAGUUUCACAAGAGGAUACUAUAUGAACACACGGGAUGGAAGCUUCUAAAAAGCCUGUUCUUUAUAGUUAUUUCAGAAGUUCCUGCUCCUGGAGAGUACGCAUUGCAUUGGCUUUGAAAGGAAUUGCCUAUGAUCACGCACCAGUAAAUCUUGUGAAGGAUGGAGGGCAGCAGCUGUCACCUGAAUUCUGUUCUGUGAAUCCAAUGCAACAAGUCCCGGCACUCAGAAUUGAUGGCAUCACUCUCUCUCAGUCACUGGCCAUAAUAGAGUAUCUGGAGGAGACACAGCCAAACCCUAGGAUCCUACCUCAGGAUCCUAAGAAGAGAGCUCAAGUCCGGAUGAUCUCUGAUCUCAUUGCUUCUGGAAUUCAACCAUUACAGAACCUGACUGUCCUGCAGCAAUUUGGGGAGAAGAAGCUGGAAUGGGCCCAGCAGUGUAUUUCUCAUGGCUUUAAAGCUUUGGAGCAGGUCCUGCAGGAAACAUCUGGACGCUACUGUGUUGGAGAUGAGGUGUCCAUGGCUGACCUUUGCUUGGUCCCUCAGGUGUACAAUGCAGAGAGAUUUAAAGUGGACCUUACUCCGUACCCCACACUAAGAAGAAUCAACAAAGCUCUUCUGGAGUUAGAGGAAUUCCAGACAAGCCACCCAUCCCGGCAGCCAGAUACUCCUCCAGAACUAAGAGGCUAAAAGCUGUUUUCGUUUCGUACUGCCAGGGUUGCUGACUUCUCUGUACCUUUGCUGUGUUCUUGGACGUGGGAGUCCCCCUUUGGGGGCAGAUUCAGCAAAGACCAAUGCUGAAUGCUUUUCAGCCAGCUUUUGGAAAAUCAAAGGGGAUGAGGUCAUGGUAUGCAAAUAUGUCUACUGUGGAGCACCUUGUGUACAUGUCAGCAUGAAGCUGAUUUAUAAGAAAAGAGGUUGCAAACUUCCUGCCUGAGUUCCAGUUGCUGCCAGCUUGGGUAAAUCACUGUGGCUGGCAAAAGUGGCUGUAGCUUGACGGCAUAGACAUUUGCACACUAGGGGAAGGUACUAUCAUACUGAAGUAAUUAAACAGACUUUUGCUAGGUCUUGAGGGGGAAGAUGAUGAACAAAACAAAGUGUGUGAGUGGAAUGUCAUUUAGGGUCUGAAGAUUAAGGUCAAAGAGUCUCUGGGGAAUAAGUCUCCCCCCUCCCCAAAAAAAUUACAUUCUUAAGUAAUGAUGAUUGUGGGAACAGAAGCAAUAAACUGGCAGUAACAAGGAA
Molecule: messenger RNA, 1385 nt
Organism: Heteronotia binoei (common prickly gecko)
Lineage: Eukaryota; Metazoa; Chordata; Lepidosauria; Squamata; Gekkonidae
Gene: GSTZ1
Product: glutathione S-transferase zeta 1
Exons: 9
Coding region: 183-833 (216 amino acids)
Biological process (GO): glutathione metabolic process; L-phenylalanine catabolic process
Cellular component (GO): mitochondrion; cytoplasm
Molecular function (GO): glutathione transferase activity; maleylacetoacetate isomerase activity
Source: RefSeq, a predicted model, not a curated record